AAUAGCACUAAAUCCCUCCAACACCAAACCUAAAAGAAACGCGGAGAAGCUGCCACCAAAUCCCCCCAAAAAAAUUAGGAAGCAGAAAGAGAGAGAUUGAGGGUGGUGGAGGUUGUUGAAAGAUUGAAAUAAUUUCCAUUCCACAGGUGUGGGAACUCUAUUCUCCCUAACAAACAAUCAUCAACAUAUGCUGCUUCCUCUCAUCUCAUUCUCUCUCUCUCUUUCUCUCCUCUUAUUAUUAGUCUUUUCCACUUCUUCCAUUCUUCUUCCUCACGCUAAGGUUUUUUUCUUUCUCUAAUCUUUCUCCUCUUUUUUCGUUAUUCCGUAACUUAAUAUAAGAUAACGAUUUUGCGAAUUUUAUUCGCAUUCUGUUGAUUGCCGCGAAACUUCUGCUAAAGCGAUGCCGACUUUUACUGCGAUAGCAUUUGAUAGGUUAAUAGAACCUGGAGCUUCUAGGGCUGGACAGAGAUCUGCUUCCACCUCCGUGCCGGUUCCUACUACGAAGAAGCUCGAGGGGAAGAGCAGUGAACGAACUGAUCGAAAGAAGGUGCCUCCUCGUCCUCAAUUAAAGCCGUCACUCUAUGCUACUCCUGAGGUGACGCAGCUUCCGGAUUCGCCGCUUCAUAAUUCGCCAUCUUCGUUUCCGCCUUCUCCUUACAUUAUUAAUCAUAAACGGCGUGGGCCGCGCUUGCUUAAGAGUUUCUCUGAGGCUAAUGUACAGGCAAAGCAGGAGGUGAAUGACGAGGGAAAUGUUAAUGGGAAGAGCUCUGAUACUGUGGUUUCUAGUUCAGCUGGUGACCUCCAAGUUACUUUCGUGAACCCUGAAAAUGUUAAGGAGGAAAAAGAUAAUGGUGUACAGGAGACUGAACUUAGUAGCAGCAGUGGUGGCGAUGUUGGGCAUGGGCAGAAAGAAAAUGAAAUUAGUAGUGAUGCUAAUGGAAUGCAUGUUGAAAAGGUAGAGGUGUUGAAAUUGGAAAAAGAUAGUGAGAAUGAAGACUUUUUUGAUCUAAAUGAUUCUAUGAGCUUGGCAAGUUACACCGAUGGAGAGGAUAAUACAGGCACAGCACGCUCUGCAAAGUUUAGCACUCACGGAGUGGAGUUUUUUGACGCUUGGGAAGAACUCUCUUCUGAGGGUGGGACUCAAUGUUCUCUACGUGAUGUUGAUGCUGAAUUGCGUGAAAUAAGGUUGAGUCUAUUGAUGGAGAUAGAGAAGCGAAAGGAAGUGGAAGAAUCUCUUAAAAGCAUGCAAAGCCAGUGGGAGAGAAUCAGACAAGGGCUUUCUCUUGUUGGAAUUGUUUUACCUGCAGAUCUUACUGCUUUUGCGGAAGGUAGGCAACUGAAUUCUGAUCCCGUGGAUGAUAUAUGUCAGCAGGUUUACAUUGCCAGGUUCAUAUCAAACACCAUUGGGAAAGGAACUGCCAGGGCUGAGAUGGAGGCAGAGAUGGAAGCCCAAUUAGACUCAAAGAACUUUGAGAUUUCUCGAUUAUUGGAACGCCUUCAUUAUUAUGAGACCAUGAAUAGGGAGAUGUCUCAGAGAAACCAAGAGGCAGUAGAGAUGGCACGGCGUGAGAGACAGAGAAAGACUAGAAGGCAGAGAUGGGUCUGGGGCUCUAUUACUACUGCCAUUGUACUUGGUAGUACAGCAAUAGCAUGGUCUUAUCUCCCAUCAAGUAAAGGAUCAACAUCUGCAGACCAUGAUCAGGUUUCCGAACACGAUGAUGGAGCCAAGUAAUAUUCCACCAACUCUAACUUUGCCUAGUAAUGGUAGGAGAGGAGAAUAAAAGUUUUACAUGCUACUAUUGUGGCUUACACAUAUCAUACUUGAACAACUACAAUUUUGCGGCAUUUUGAGUAUGUGCAUAAUAUAUUGGGCCGUUUAGUUCAAUAACUUUGCCUUCCAGGGCAAAAGUCUAGAUGGUUGAUUAGUAAAAUGGUACAGUCCAUAUUGAUAAAGAUAAUACCCUAUAGUUUUUUCUUACCUUGGCAUCUGAUACAUUUCAGAGCACAUAUAAAUUCUUUAUGCUUGCUUCUCCAAGCAUUCUAAUACAGCAGAAGAAAUUUGAUACCUAGUGUUAUUAAUAAAUGAAAUCUGGUCAAAGAUGGUUGCACAACCUGGUAGAAUCUGGUUUCUAAUCUGGUGUGAUUGUGCCACAUUUCACUUGUUUGUGUUACCUGAUGAAAAAGCAAUUCGUUAACUCUGGAGGUAUGACCAUGUUUCCCAAGCAAUGAUGCGGCCCCUUUUCAUAUUGAAAUAAAAUGCUGCUGAUUGUAAUAUUUUUAUUUCGUAUUUAUUGUAAUGCCGUAGCAAAUUACAUUUUUUUGGGGAUGAUUUUACAAAUCCCGUAACUGAAAAAAGUUUUCAUGGUUUAACUUUUGAG
Molecule: messenger RNA, 2378 nt
Organism: Vicia villosa (hairy vetch)
Lineage: Eukaryota; Viridiplantae; Streptophyta; Magnoliopsida; Fabales; Fabaceae
Exons: 4
Coding region: 401-1732 (443 amino acids)
Source: RefSeq, a predicted model, not a curated record